AUGCAAUUGGGUGCUGUUUAUAUACCCCCUGGUAAACCUAUCCCACAAGAUAUUUUCGAUACAUAUGUUGAUAAAUCGUUUUAUAUAUUUGGAGACUAUAACGCAAAACAUACCGAUUGGCUUUGUACUAAUAAUAACGCUAGUGGAGUACAACUUAGAAAUUGGCUUGACAAUACAGGAUGUGAGAUGAUUUACCCAAAUCAACCAACAUCAAAAAGAUCAACUGCGGUAAUUGACUUUGGAAUUACCCACAAUGCGGAUGGCUGGAAGGCUGAAGAAAAAAUAGAAAAAAGAAACUCUUUCAUAUCACAAGGAAAUAACAUAUGGAAAUACGUGCAUUCAACAUUCCAUCCAUAUGCACCUUCAUUUAAAGGGCUUACCACAAACAAUGGUAUAAUAAAAGACCAUCAAAUAAUAGCGGACACACUUGCUAAUUAUUAUGAAAAACAUUUCGAAACACCUAUCAUUGAUCCUAAUAAUAUAAGUCAUAUAGAUGCAAUGAAAGAAUAUGAUGUUUUUACCAAACAACCUAAUAUACCACUAGAAAAAAUCACAUUGAUAGAAGUAGAAAAAAAUUGGAAGCGUGCGCAAAAAAAGAAAUCAACAGAUACAGAAGGUUUAUCAGCUUUCUUACUACAUCAAAUACCACUAGAAUAUUUACAAAUAAUUACAGUUGCUUUUAACAAAAUUGCCGAGACGGGAGAAGUACUUCGUAGUAGCAAACACGCGAAAACAAUAUGUCUCUCAAAAGAUGGAAUGUAUCCAGAAGUUAACAAGCUCAGACCUAUCUCACUCCUCUCGAAUUUCGGUAAAUGCUUUGAAAGAAUAAUUCAUGGUCGUAUACUUAAAUGGUGUAGAGAAAAUGACAUCUUUAUAGACGAACAAUCCGGAUUUACUGCCGAAAGACGUUUACAAACCCGCAUUCUAUCACUAGUAGAAGAUCUUAGAUUAGCAACUGCAGCAAACAACAGACCAUCCUUAGUAAUUUUUGUAGAUUUUAUGUCAGCUUUCGAUAGAAUGUGGCACCCUGCUCUCCUCAAAACACUUCUUAAGCUCGAAUUUCCACCACCACUACUAAGAUGGAUUUUUUCAUGGCUAAACGGCAGAACAAUGUCGAUUCAUGUCGGAAAUGCAGUUUCACGUGUUAUUAAAUUAUUUGUUGGCACUCCACAAGGCUCUGUUUUGGCAGCUACUCUUUUUCGCUUGCACGUCCAUUUUCUUCCCUCAUAUUUCAUGAACUUAGUGUGUCAUCUAUUUGCCGAUGACCUUGCCAUCAUUAUCUCUGGUGCGCUCGAGAAUACAUUCUCCAAAAAUAUUACUGAACUUGAAAGACAGGCUGAGAUUGCAAUGAGAAUUCUAGCAAAAUACGCCGAUGAUAACUUACUUCCUGUCAAUAUAAACAAAACAAAAGCACUGCUAGUACACGAUGUUGUAGCACCACCAUAUCCUAAAAUAAAAUAUAAAGAGUUACCCAUCGAAUUCGUAAAACGAUUUAAAUAUUUAGGAGUCGACAUAACAACAAAACUAGGAUGGGGUAUCUAUAUAGUAAAACGUCUUCAAAUAAUUAGAAAAAUAUAUCAUGCCCUACGUAUUAUAUUCAAUAAAAUACCUCUAUCUCUAAUACAUCUACGAAGAAAAUUAUUUUUUGCUUAUGCGCUUCCGCAUAUAAUUUGGUUAUUCUCGUGCUGGUUUUUCUACACCGAAAACCAACAAACACUAAUAGAACAUGUUUACUGUACAGGACUACGUAUAACACAUAAUUUGAAGCGUUGGGACGACAUAACAGUAUACACCUUAACUAAAGAGUACACGAUAAACGACUAUCUAUAUAGAUAUUGGUUAAAGUUUAACAAACACCUUGUGACAUCAGCAGAAGCACACCAAUAUCAACUUACUUUUACUGCAUAUCUAGCAUCUAAAACCCCACAAAGAUGUUGGUAUCUGUCCAUGGGUAUGCGAAAAAACAGCAAACUUUUGAAUAGAUUAUCUGAAAGGGCUCAACAUUCGAAAAUAGAUAUGAUUAACUUUUUAUCAAUUCACGCUCAGCAAUAUGGGUACUUCAAACAUUCAUCUUUCCCUAUACAUACCUUUGUCUAUAAAUAUCUGAUGCAGGAAACAUGAGUUGCUACAUUGUAAAUUGAAAAUUAUAAAUAUAUAAAUAUAAACUGUAAAACUACAUGUGUUUUUUAUCUUUUUUCUUUUUUUACCCAACUGAACACAUAUAUGAUUCAUCUAGAGUAACACCAUUGUAUUGUUAUUUCGAAACGCACUUCUGUUUACUAUAUGUAUAACGUUUAAAAGAUGUCGCCAUAGUCUAUUGUCGUAAUGUUUAUAAGUGUUCACAUGUACUUCACUCGUAUAACUGAUGUUUUUAUUAAUUUUUUCUAUCUUCUGUUAAUUUAUCUUCAUCAUAUGUUUUUCUUAUCUUAUUGCUGUUACUCUUAUUGUUACUGUUAUUAUGACUUUCUUAAAGUUUCUUUUUUUUAAACAUCACUUUGUCAACCUUAUAUCAUAGGGACAAUAAAUUUACAUGUCAAAAAAAAAAGUGUUAGUUUCUUUGUUUUAUGUCUGUAAUGGAGAGGGGAGAUGGGGUACACGGUGCCGCACAAACCUAACAACUAAACUUACACUCACUAUACUCUCCGUAAAUAUAUGUGGAUUCCACAAAAUGUAAGAUAAACUAUUCAUUCUUUUAGGAUUCUAGGGAACCAUCAACACUAGAAAUGUCACCUUCAUCUAAUACUCUUGCAGAAUCACAACUGCAAAAAAGCAGUGAAGUCCUACUAAAUGGAAUAAUCAUCCAACUGGCACACGAAAACAACAAGUCAAACUUCACCAGAACCACGAAAGUUUAUUUCAAAACAACAAAAUCCAAAAAAGGAAGAAACCAAAAAAUUAAACCGGUGACCAAAAAAAAAACCAAAAAAAAAAGGUCAUCAGUUUCAUUUUAACAUUCAAAUUCCACACUGCGUUGCAAUACUGGUUUCCCACAUGAUCACCCCGUUGAACCACACAAUACCCACAUUAUUCUUCUCAAUCACACAAGCAUAUAUGCUUCGUACAUCACCUCUUUUGCUCACUUCGAAGCAAACGUUGCGACUCGGUCAGCUCAUCGAACAUCACAUGGCAAAGGAACAUUCCUGAACAGACUUCUGUUCACCUCUUUUGCUCACUUCGAAGCGAACGUUGC
Molecule: messenger RNA, 3190 nt
Organism: Rotaria socialis
Lineage: Eukaryota; Metazoa; Rotifera; Eurotatoria; Philodinida; Philodinidae
Source: the annotation of a GenBank genome assembly